AUGUUUUCUCGUCGUAACUUACGUCGUAAUCUUGUGAUCAUUUUUUCCUUACCUAUUAUUUUAUUAACUUUAUUUAUUAUACAUAAAAGUCGUAAUAUUAUAUUUCUUGAACAUUCAUCACAUCAAUAUCAUGAACAUACAUCUCAUUUUUCACGUGAUACAAAUCAAAUAGAGCAUGUUCGAGCAAAACGUUCGACAAGACAAAGUAGAUCAUCGACUAUUUCUAUUAAUAAACAAUUACAAAAUCAAAGUUCGAUGAUUGUUAAUCCUUAUACAGUAUCACUUGUAAAUGUUUUAAAUAAUCAUAAACAAUUACAAGAUUUAAAACCUAUUCAACAAAUUCUUCCAUAUCCUGUAAUUAAUACACAAAAUCUUGAACGUUUUGUUCAUCUUGAUUUAAAAGGUGCUGCACCAAAAAUUGAUUAUUAUGAAAAAUUAUUUCCAUUUUUAAAACAACUUGGUGCUACUGGUUUACUUAUUGAAUAUGAAGAUAUGUUUCCAUUUACGGAUUAUUUAUCUAUAAUAAAACAUGGUCUUGCUUAUUCAAAUAAUGAUAUUAAAAAAAUCUUACAAUUAGCAGAAAUUAACAGUUUAAAAGUUAUGCCAUUACUUCAAGUUUAUGGUCAUCUUGAAUAUGUACUUAAGUUAAAAGAAUUUAUGCAUCUACGUGAAGAUAUACGAUAUCCACAAGUUAUUACACCAUGUCUUGAAGAAAGUUAUAGAUUAAUAUUUGAAAUGAUCGAUCAAAUAUUAUCUGUUCAUCCAUCUAUUCCAUAUUUUCAUAUGGGUUGUGAUGAAGUUUAUUAUCGUCUUGUUCAUCCUCAAUGUGCUAGUUUAAAUUUUCGUGACGAUGCUGAUCUAUUUAUCAGACAUGUUACUCGUGUUGCUAAAUAUAUUAAAUCAAAACGUCCGAAUAUAAAACUAUUUAUAUGGCAUGAUAUGCUAUCACAAUUGGUUAGUUCAGGUUAUAAUAACAUAACAGAAUUAAUUGAACUUAUUGUACCUAUGAUAUGGACUUAUGUUGAUGAUGUUAAACUUUGGUUUGAUGAUGGAUUUUGGAUGAGAUUUUCAAUGUUUCGUGAAGUAUGGGUGGCUAGUUCAUUUAAAGGUUCAUCUGGUGAAACAACAACAAUGAGUUAUAUUGCUCAUCAUCAACGUAAUCAACAAACAUGGCUUGAAACAAUGUAUAUUGCAUCAAAUCGACAUAAAGUUAAUUUUAUUGGUAUUGCUGUUACUGGUUGGUCUCGAUAUGAUCAUAUGCUUUCAUUAUGUGAACUUCUACCAUCAUCAAUACCAUCACUUGCAUAUGCAUUACAAACAAUUGUUUAUGGUUAUAUAGAUUAUGAAAAAAAUGUAACUAUUACAAGAUCAUUAUUAGGAUGUGAUCAAAUACCAUUAUGGGAAAAAUCAAACCGUAUGACUUUUAUAUCAUGUUCAUUUCCAGGCCAUGAAAUGUAUGAAAUAAUGUAUCACUAUGAUACAAUCCUUCGUCAAUAUGAAGAUGCAAUGUCAUUUGUACGUUUAUUUAUAACAGAUAUUCAUCUUCGUCAAAAUUAUAUUCAUUAUAAACGUAGUCAAGAAUGUUUACAACGAUUAAUUUAUUUAGAAGAUCAAAUGAUUUAUUUCAUAGAUGUAUUUCAACGUGUUUGUUUAAAUUUUUUUACACCUGAUAUUGGUUCAGAAUGGUUACAAACAUAUUUUAUGAGAAAAUUUCGAGAAGUUCAAUAUCGUAUAAAUUUUAUUGAACGUAGAUUAAAAGUACAAAAAUCAUGGCCACAACGUCCAUUACCUAAUAAUACUGCAUUCAUUGUUGUUAGACGACGAAAUUUCACAGCUAUUAAUUUAUCAUGA
Molecule: messenger RNA, 1851 nt
Organism: Rotaria sordida
Lineage: Eukaryota; Metazoa; Rotifera; Eurotatoria; Philodinida; Philodinidae
Source: the annotation of a GenBank genome assembly